This is a messenger RNA of Drosophila kikkawai, 903 nucleotides long. RefSeq lists its product as uncharacterized. NCBI's taxonomy places the organism in Eukaryota, Metazoa, Arthropoda, Insecta, Diptera, Drosophilidae. The record is from RefSeq and is a predicted model, not a curated record.
CCUCAUUACAUUGUUGUUUCCAACCGAGAACACAACACAGACAGCAAACACCCGAAAAAACUCGGAACCUAACCACCGGCAGAGCCCGGCAAGUCGUACGUUAAGUUGACUCCCAACGAACGGUGAUGGGACCCCGCGAUGCACCACGUCCGCGCCCGGUCGCCUUGGCAAUGACCUCUGGCAUCUCGUACAUACAAUGCCAGAAUCUCAAGUACAAUGUCAUUAUCAUGGGCUGGCUGGGUGUGAUCUUCUCGAGCGUUGUCCUCUUCAGCUCUGCACUAACCAUGCACCUGCAGCCGGACAUCGAGCUGCUGUUCGCACAAUGGCCUUUCAAUCAGGUCCCGGUGUCGGAGCAGCAACUAACGAUCAAGUUGUUGGAUAUCUUUGGCUCCUUGGCGUACUGGCUGUCGUUGAUCAAUAUGGGCGUCAGUCUGCUGAUGCUCAUUGGUGUCGCCCGGGACUCAAGUUGCCUAAUGUAUCCCUGGUUGAUCUGUCAUGGCGUUAGUUUUGGCUUUGCUCUAUAUUUGUGUAUUUUCUAUGCGACCGCAGGCUUGUUUAUUGACCUUUCUACCUUUUUAAUGUGUCUAUUGGUGUUUACACUCGUUUUGGUAAUUUACUACAAGAUUUACCACGAGGUUUUCACCCUAUUCCGUGUAAUGGAGCAGCAGCUGAAGGACAGGGCUUUGUGCGAGGGUAGGAGUGUCUUCUACCAGGAUGCCGAAAGUGCGUGGCCCUCGUCCGGGGUUCCCUAUCAGCAGCUCUAUCUGCCGCGUCUGCCACUAAAACAGUAACUAAAUCCCCGACAGAGAAGACGUACCAUACGAGCUACAACAAAGAAUGGCUUCUUAAAUUUUUCAAGACGUUUGUUUGGUUAAUAAACGUUCUUCGACGUGUUCAUUUCAA